CAGGGAAAGUGGCGCCCCGCAGUCGCGGCCAGGCUUUCGGUUCCACCCGCUCCGGCCGGGCCUCCGCCUACUCCAACCGCGGCUACCCCGCCCCCCGCCAGUCCCGGGUCCCCGCCCGAGCGGUCGCAGGUCGCCGGCAUGCCGGGUGGCAGCGACAGGGACGGCGGCCUGGGACGCGCCGUGUGCGUGCUGACCGGGGCCUCCCGUGGCUUCGGCCGGGCCUUGGCCCCGCUCCUGGCCCGGCUGCUGUCGCCCGGCUCCGUGCUGGUCCUAAGCGCCCGCAACGACGAGGCGCUGCGGCCGCUGGAGGCGGAGCUGGACGCCGGGCAGCCCGGCCUGCGCGUGGUGCGGGUGCCCGCCGACCUGGGCCUCGAGGCCGGUUUGCAGCAGCUGCUCGGCACCCUGCGCGAGCUCCCCAGGCCCGAGGGCUUGCAGCGGGUGCUGCUCAUCAACAAUGCGGGCACUCUUGGGGACGUGUCCAAAGGCUUCGUGGACCUGGCCGACCCAGCUGAAGUGAACAACUACUGGGCUCUCAACUUGACCUCCAUGCUCUGCCUGACUUCUAGCAUCCUGAAGGCCUUUCCAGACAGUCCUGGCCUCAGCAGGACCGUGGUUAACAUCUCAUCCCUCUGUGCUCUGCAGCCCUUUAAGGGCUGGGGAUUGUACUGUGCCGGGAAGGCUGCCCGUGACAUGCUGUUCCAGGUUCUAGCCGCAGAGGAACCUAGUGUCAGGGUGCUGAGCUAUGCCCCAGGUCCCCUGGACACAGACAUGCAGCAGUUGGCCCGGGAGACCUCGAUGGACCCAGACUUACGAAAAAGGCUGCAGGACCUGAAGACAAAAGGGGAGCUUGUGGAUUGUAAGAUGUCAGCCCAGAAACUGCUAAGCUUGGUGCAAAAGGACACGUUCAAGUCUGGGGCCCAUGUUGACUUCUACGAUAAUUAAGCCAGUGUCCUUGGCUUUCUGGGGCUUUCUUCGUGUCCUUAAUUCUGAUGCCUCCUCCCUCCAGAACCUGCCAUCUGUCCCCCAGAUUGGGGGGGGGGGGAAGGGGCCCCUGAGAGUUUAUGUACAAAU
Neomonachus schauinslandi (Hawaiian monk seal) is the source of this 1071-nucleotide messenger RNA. RefSeq names its product sepiapterin reductase (gene SPR). The coding region runs from base 139 to 942 and encodes 267 amino acids. Lineage: Eukaryota; Metazoa; Chordata; Mammalia; Carnivora; Phocidae. The record is from RefSeq and is a predicted model, not a curated record. The transcript has 3 exons. Gene Ontology annotation, molecular function: sepiapterin reductase (NADP+) activity. Gene Ontology annotation, biological process: tetrahydrobiopterin biosynthetic process.